AUGGAUCCAAAUGUCUUAUGGCACUUCGAAUUAGUCUAUAAGAAUGGUAAAGAGUUUUACAAGAUCCGUAAUGAAGCUACCGGAAUGUAUAUGACCUCUUCAAAUGGUUGGACAUCAACAGUACACACAGAUUCACCAAUGCUUUAUGAAGUUAUUCCAUUUUACCAAGAAAAUACAUAUCUCAUUGUUCAAGACGGUGGAAAGCCAGUUCAUGCACAAGAAAAUUGGCACUUUAUGGUUACUUAG
Trichomonas vaginalis G3 is the source of this 246-nucleotide messenger RNA. RefSeq lists its product as uncharacterized. Lineage: Eukaryota; Parabasalia; Trichomonadida; Trichomonadidae. The transcript has a single exon. The coding region runs from base 1 to 246 and encodes 81 amino acids. The record is from RefSeq and is a predicted model, not a curated record.